AUGGAAGCUUCUAGCAAAUCUGAGCAAAGCAUCGAUGAUGUUUGUGAUUUGUGGUCGAAUGACGGGCGUGAAUCCAAUCAAUUUCAAAGUCUUGUCCAUACCGGUGUACGUCCAUAUGCAGUAAGAAAUGCUGGUACAUACUCAAAAGUAAAAGUGACAAAUUGGAAUGAUUGUAUUAGUCAAUGUUGUAAAUUUCAAGAAUGCAAUGUUGCCUACUGGAUCCAUCAUACUUGCUUGCAUAUUAAAUGUUUAUCGGACGAGAUGUGUAAACCGACUAAAAUAGACAGUGAUGAUAGCGAUGAUGAUAUACUCUAUUUGCAAGUACGAUAUAUCGAUUCACAACCUACUUCAUUGUAUUUGGAUGAUUCUGGUAUUAAUACAUGUAGUGAAACAUUGACAUGUCCGAAAAAUGAACAGUGUGAAAAAGUACAAGUGCGUCCUGAUCUCGAAAGAAAUCUAUGUUUAUGCAAGGAGAAUUAUCGACGCAUCAAUGGUGUGUGUCGUCAGUAUGUUUCUAAUAUUCGCUCGUGUCAUUUGCAUGAUGUUGAUGCAUGCAAUGAAAACGAAGAAUGCAUGAAGUCAAAUGUUCGUUCUAAAUACGGUUAUUGCCGAUGUAAAUUGGGUUUUAUUCGAACAGAUAAAGAUGUAUGCAUUCGAGAAGAACAAGAAUCAAGAAAACUAAUAUCAAGGAAUAAAUCAUCGUCAACAUCUGCUUUCUCAGUGAGUCCUCAGUUUAUUGUGAAUGCUGGUGAUGAUCAAACGUUGAUAUUACCAACAACGGGGGAAACUGUAAUUCGUGGACGCGUAUUAUUUCAAUCCAAUAAAAGUGAAAUAUCUAUUCAGGAUUUAUCAAAAGUAAAUGGAAAUUUUGUACUGAAAUGGUCAUUUAAACCAUCGUCAAAUACUGAAGCUCCAAUAUUUGAUCAAACAAAUGAAUUACUCAAAAUUAAACGUUUUAAAGAUAGUGGCGUAUAUGAAUUUGAACUGAAAUUAUUUGAUAAAGAAUUCUUAGAUCAUGUUAUAGCAAUAGAUACAGUGAAGAUAAUGGUCUUGACUACUCUAACAACUACGUUACCAUUUUUACUCACUGUCCGGUCACCCGAAUUUAUUUAUUUACCUCAAAGUGUUGUGUAUUUAUAUGCAAAUGUAUCAUCAGAUCGAAAAACGAAAUACGAAUGGAAAUAUAUGGAAGAUGGUCCAAUAAUACCGACAAUGGAGGGUACUGACACAUCUCAGUUAAUAUUGCAUGAUCUUCGACCUGGAAAUUAUACAUUUCGCAUUCAUGUUUAUGAUGAUAUUGGCAAUGAGCAAUCAAAACUUAUUCAAAUAAUUGUAGAUGGAGUACCGGUCUGUGCAAAAAGUAUUAAACAUAAACAAGUUGUAUUUUGGCCAUCAAGCGAAACAAUACUGGAUGGUACACCAAGUAUUUUAGAAUCAUUUACACAAUGUAAGUGGACGUUAAUUGAAUAUAAUGGGAAAUUCGGUGAUAGUAGUGAAGAUAUUCAAAUUAUUCAACCUCAAUCAUUGAAAACAUCUGUAUACAAUCUUCAUAUUGGACAAUAUAAAUUUCAAUUAGAACUUAUUACAAAAGAUAAAAAAUAUACAUCAAAAGAUUAUGUCAAUGUUAUUGUCUACGCACAAAAUGGUCAACCACCAAAAAUUCAAAUUCUAACAAAACAACGUGUAAAUAUUUUAAAUAAUUUGAUUGUCAUCGAUGCAUCAAAAACAGAAGCCGAUUAUGGCAUUGCCAGUUGGAAAUGGACAAGAACGGCAGAGAGUCCAGCAACAGGGAGAUUUAUUAAUAAUUCUGAUGCAUCUCCCAUCGCUAUCUUAACACAGUUACAUGUUGGUCUGUACACAUUUGUUCUUCACGUCACUGAUGAUCGUUCUCAAUUAUCGUCAAAAUCGGUGAAUAUUACGGUUGAACCACUGGAUGAAAAUGGCAAGAAUUUGUUUCAAAUUCGAUUUCAAACACAGAACAAUGUCUUAUUUACCGAACAAAUGUUAAAUAAUUUACUUACAAAACUUGAUGCAUUUCUAAGUGAUUUACAACCACAAUUAAACUUAACGGUACUGUCUGUGGAUGAUGACCAACUGCUGUUAAAAACUAGUGGAACAAAUGGAGUGGCUUCAAGACCACAACUCGUUGUUAACCAUUUACGUCCAAAAGUAAAAUUGAUUAAUAAAUUACUUACAAAUAUUAAAAUUUUGAACAUUGACACUUAUUUGUGUGUAUAUGAUUGCUCAGGACAUGGAAAAUGUGAUAGAAAAACGAAACAAUGUCAUUGUGAUAAGUAUUAUAUGGAAAACUGGUAUAAAAAACAAUUUCAAUAUAUACCCAAUUGCGGUAAUUCCAAAUUAAAAAAUAUAAAUACAUCGAAUUCUGAUGAGAUGACCGACCAAGAUGAAGAAACAUUGUAUAAUAAACCGUUACUAACGUCAAGUUCGAAUAGUCCGGCCAUUUCAAAAACAUUUUUAUCGAAAGUCUCAUCAAAACUUCCACUAUCAAUUGCUGUACAAGAUAGUAAUGGAAGUCCUAUGGUUGUCGCUGCAGACAGAAGAAAUGAACAAGAUCAAGCACAAAUAUCAAACGAAGUACCUGAACAACCUGUUAUAUCGUCUGUAUCUGGUUGUGUAUAUGAAAAACGUCUCAUUACAAAAUAUAUUCGUGAAUCAGGAACAGAUCCAAUGAACGGACAAACAUUGACAGAAGAUCAAUUGAUCGAUGUUAAAGUCACACCAAUUGGGAAACCGAGACCGCCAUCGGCUACAUCUAUACCAGCUAUAUUAAAAAUGUUACAAGAUGAAUGGGAUGCUGUUAUGUUACAUAGUUUUACUUUACGUCAACAACUUCAAACAGCAAGGCAAGAGCUUUCACAUGUGAUGUAUCAACACGAUGCUGCUUGUCGAGUGAUAGCACGAUUAAACAAAGAAGUAACAGCAGCACGAGAAGCACUUGCCACAUUGAAACCACAAGCAGGUGUUAGCGGUCAAAACGCAAUUCAACCGGUAAGUAGUUAA
Didymodactylos carnosus is the source of this 3021-nucleotide messenger RNA. The record is from the annotation of a GenBank genome assembly. Lineage: Eukaryota; Metazoa; Rotifera; Eurotatoria; Philodinida; Philodinidae.